Molecule: messenger RNA, 1900 nt
Organism: Cucurbita maxima (winter squash)
Lineage: Eukaryota; Viridiplantae; Streptophyta; Magnoliopsida; Cucurbitales; Cucurbitaceae
Product: rho GTPase-activating protein 5-like
Exons: 5
Coding region: 251-1681 (476 amino acids)
Biological process (GO): signal transduction
Molecular function (GO): GTPase activator activity
Source: RefSeq, a predicted model, not a curated record
UCUCUCUCUCGCUGUGCUUGCUUCUUUCUUCCUCCAAAGCCAGCCAAUCCAAGAAACAAUAAAUAAACAAAAAGUGAUGAUGCUCACGUCUUACCUUCCCAAGCCCUUUCUUCAAUCCAACUCUUCUUCUUUUUGCAUACCCAAAUCUUGUUUUUCGUAGACUUGAAUUAAUCUUUGAAAAGGGUUAACGAAAUCGAAGACCAAUUCCUUUUGAUUUUGAUUUUCUUUUUGUUUUGGGGUUUCUUUUAAAAUGACAGACGUCCUCCAACGAUCCCCAUCUCACUUCCCUUCUCCUUCAAGUUCUUCCACAGCUAAUGAUGGUGUGCACACACAUCCCCUUAUUAACAGUCCCACCAUAAACCACUGUGUUCAAUUUCAUUUGGGUUCUGAACAAGAACAAGAAGGAGAUCAGCUGUCUGUAUUGACAUUUCUGGUUGCUGCUUUUAGGAAGUCUUUAAUUGGGUGUAGAAGUACGAGUAGUGGAAGCGGUAGAGGUGCUAUGGAAAUUGGAUGGCCUUCUAAUGUUAGGCAUGUUGCCCAUGUUACCUUUGAUCGCUUCAAUGGCUUCCUUGGCUUGCCUGUUGAGUUUGAGCUUGAGGUUCCCAGAAGAGCUCCUAGUGCCAGUGCAAAUGUUUUCGGCGUUUCUACGGAGUCGAUGCAGCUUUCCUUUGAUUCGAGAGGAAACAGCGUCCCCACGAUUCUUCUAUUAAUGCAGAAACACUUGUAUACACAAGGAGGCCUGGAGGCAGAAGGAAUUUUCAGGAUUACUGCUGGAAACAGCCAAGAAGAAUUCGUUCGGGACCAGUUAAAUCGAGGAGUCGUGCCCGAUGGUGUCGAUGUGCACUGCUUGGCAGGUCUUAUUAAGGCCUGGUUUCGAGAACUUCCGACGGGCGUGUUGGAUUCGCUCUCACCCGAACAGGUGAUGGAGGCACAGACCGAAGAAGAAUGUGCUGAUCUAGCAAGACUCCUUCCCCAUACGGAAGCUGCGCUGCUCGAUUGGGCUGUGAACCUAAUGGCCGAUGUUGUACAGUUCGAACAUCAGAACAAGAUGAAUGCUCGUAACGUCGCAAUGGUUUUUGCACCCAACAUGACUCAAAUGGCAGAUCCAUUAACUGCUUUGAUGUAUGCUGUUAAAGUGAUGAACUUCCUCAAGACUCUGAUUGAAAAGACACUGAAGGACCGAGAGGAUUCGGUCGUUGAAUCAGCUCCUGUUUUACGUAUGAAUCCGUCGGAUGAGGACGGGCACGAAAGUGCAUCACGGUUGUACCAAGACGAACAAAAUGAGGUCGGGAAUGAGGAAGCUGAAGCUGAACAAGUAUUUGUAGCUGAAGAACCUGCUCCUGAGAGCCCCAGUUUAGAUAGUUGUACAGCUAAAACGGGGUCACAAAAUCUUCUGACUUCCAUUGAAAACGUCUGCCCCUGCGAAAUCGUAUCGGAAAUGAACUCAUUGGUGAAUAAAGAACCGGAGACUGUUCUCGCAAACCAAGUCGGGAUAGCUCAAAGUUGUCGAAGGAGUAGCCUCGAUCGAUCGGGGAGUAUGAAUCUGAAGAAAGACAGCAGGAAGGCGAAUGAUCAGCCAGUGAAGGUUCACACAACAGGUGCUGGUGCACAAAGAGGCAAGAAAAGUGGUGUUGUCGGUCGGUUGAACUCGAGGACAGAGCUAGCUGAAGCUUGGCGUUGACGAACCGAACCGAACCGAACCGAAUCGAAUGGCACUAUAACCGUCGUGUAUGGUUCUCUUUCAUUUUAUGCAGGUGGGGAGUGGUGAUAACUGUUUAAAAUAUGACCUUUUGAUAUUGUUGGUGUAUGAGUUUAUCUAUACAUUCAAAUGUGCUUCUGCUUGCAAUUCCUUGUCCCUGUAUUGUCGACACCCUAACUAACAUAUUCUUUUCCUCUACUU